AUGGCUUUUGUGCUCUCCUAUCUCACCCUUAGCCUCGCGCUCCUCGUGGUUGCUCCAAUCUCCAUACCUUCUGUACUUGUAUCAGGGGAUGACUUUCCCGUAGAAUGUCCGUAUCCCUGCCUGCCCCCGCCGCCGCCGCCGUCAGCGGUCACGAAUUGCCCUCCGCUGCCACCGUCGGCCCCGACAGAGCCAAUUUACAGCUACCCGCCUCCUCCGCCAGGCGCACCGGAGUGCGAGGGCUUUUCUCCGCCGCCGCCUGGAUAUUUCCCGUACUACACGCCUCCAUCGAGCACGCUCCCCGCGCCCCCUCCUCCUAACCCUAUCCUGCCUUGGUUCCCUUGGUAUUAUAGGACGCCGGAUUCGGUUUCGACGGGUCAAGCCACCGUCGACCGUGCUCUCGGUGGAACGACGGCGAUCUUCGCCGCCGCUUUUGCGAGUUUGAUUCUAUUUUAG
Messenger RNA from Ananas comosus (pineapple), 453 nucleotides. RefSeq names its product leucine-rich repeat extensin-like protein 3. The coding region runs from base 1 to 453 and encodes 150 amino acids. The transcript has a single exon. The record is from RefSeq and is a predicted model, not a curated record. NCBI's taxonomy places the organism in Eukaryota, Viridiplantae, Streptophyta, Magnoliopsida, Poales, Bromeliaceae.